AUGGAGUUGCUGGUCGUUUGCCUCUCCCUGUGGAUGUUGCAAUGCCGUUCUGCCCGAGCGGACUCCAUCAUACACAUCGGCGCCAUCUUUGAGGGGAAUGCCCCGAGAGACGAGGAAAUCUUCCAGCUGGCCAUUUCGGACCUCAGUCUGAAUGAUGACAUUCUCCAGAGCGAGAAAAUCACCCAUUCUGUAAAACAUAUUGAGCCUAAUAACCCCUUCCAGGCAGUGCAAGAAGCCUGUGAGCUGAUGAACCAGGGCAUCCUGGCGUUGGUCACGUCCACGGGCUGCGCGGCGGCCAGCGCCCUGCAGUCCCUGACGGACGCCAUGCACAUCCCCCACCUCUUCAUCCAGAGGAACGGCGAGGGGACGCCCCGCACCGCCUGCCACCUCAACCCCAGCCCGGACGGGGAGAGCUACACGCUGGCGGCGCGCCCGCCCGUACGCAUCAACGACGUCAUGCUGACGCUGGUGUCAGAGCUGCACUGGCAGAAGUUCAUCCUCUUCUACGAGAGCGACUACGACAUCCGGGGCCUGCAGGCCUUCAUGGACCAGGCUUCCCGGCUGGGCCUGGACGUAUCCCUGCAGCGCGUCGACCGCAACGUUAGCCGCGUCUUCAGCGACCUGUUCAGCACCAUGCGCACCGAGGAGCUCAACCGCUACCGGGACACGCUGCGCCGCGCCGUGCUGCUCAUGAGCCCGCGGGGAGCCCAGGUCUUCAUCCACCAGGCGGUGGAGACCAACCUGGCAUCAAAGGACAGUCACUGGGUGUAUGCUAAUGAGGAGGUGAGCGAUGCGGAGAUAAUGGAGCUGGUGCACAGCGCCCUGGGUCGCAUGACCGUCAUCCGACAGAUCUUCCCCAUGUGGCGCGACACCAACGUCCGCUGCAUGAGGAACAACCACCGCAUCUCCUCCCUGCUGUGCGACCCGCAGGAUGGAUACCUGCAGUCUUUGGAGGUGUCCAACCGCUACCUGUACGACAGCGUGCUCAUGCUGGCCAACGCCUUCUACCGCAAGUUGGAGGACCGGAAGUGGCAUAGCAUGGCCAGCCUCAACUGCAUGGGGAAGUCCACCAAGCCCUGGAACGGAGGCUGGUCCAUGCUCGACACCAUACAGAAGGGACGGAUCAGCGGUUUGACAGGGGUGAUGGACUUCCGUGCUGCCGGCGCCAAUUCCCACGUGCAGUUUGAGAUCCUGGGGACGAGCUACAGCGAGACGUUCGGGAAGGACGUGAAACGGCUGGCGACCUGGGACUCCACGAGGGGAAUGAACGGCAGCCUGAAGGAGAAUCGCAUCGAGAGCAGCAUGCAGGGGGUCACCCUCAAGGUGGUGACGCUGCUGGAGCAGCCGUUCGUCAUGGUGGCAGAGAACAUCCUGGGUCAGCCCAAGAGGUACAAGGGCUUCUCCAUCGACGUCCUGGACGCCCUGGCCAAGACGCUGGGCUUCAAGUACAACAUCUACCAGGUCGGGGACGGCAAGUACGGCGUGGCGCUCGCCAAUGGGUCAUGGAACGGCAUGAUCGGAGAGCUCAUCGGCAAGCGGGCCGACCUGGCCCUGUCGGCCAUCACCAUCACCCCGGAGAGGGAGAGCGUGGUGGACUUCAGCAAGCGCUACCUAGACUACUCGGUGGGCAUCCUGAUGCGCAGGACGGAGGAGAAGAUCAACAUCUUCUCCCUGCUGGCGCCCUUCGACCUGGCCGUGUGGGCCUGCAUCGCCGCCGCCAUCCCCGUGGUGGGCGUCAUGAUCUUCCUGCUGCGGCGGAUCGCGGCCGUGCGGUCCCAGGGCAGCGCUCACCCAGCGGCCUCCAUGUCCAACUCGCUGCAGAGCGCCAUCUGGAUCGUCUACGGGGCCUUCGUCCAACAAGGAAACGACUCCAUCCUGGGGUCCGUAGCCCUGCGGAUCGUGAUGGGCAGCUGGUGGCUCUUCACCCUCAUCGUGUGCUCCUCCUACACCGCCAACCUCGCCGCCUACCUCACCGUGUCCCGCAUGGACAACGCCGUUCGGUCGUUCCAGGACCUGUCCAAGCAGUCCGACCUGGUGUACGGGACGGUCCGUGAGUCGGCCGUCUACGAGUACUUCCGGGCCAAGGGCACCAACCCCCUGGAGCAGGACAGCACCUUCGCUGAGCUCUGGAGGACCAUCAACAAGAACCAGGGCCAGGACAACUCCGUCUUCAGCCCCGCCGACGGCAUCAAGAAGACCAAAAGGGAGCCCUUUGCCUUCCUGUGGGACAUGGCGGUGGUGGAGUACGCGGCGCUGACCGACGAUGACUGUACCCUGACGGUGACGGGGAACAGCCUGAGCACCAGGGGCUACGGCGUGGCCCUGCAGCACGGCAGCCCCUACCGAGACCUCUUCUCCCAGAAGAUCCUGGAGCUCCAGGAGAAGGGGGACCUGGACAUCCUGAAGCAGAAGUGGUGGCCCCGGAGGGGCCGCUGCGACCUGGACAGCCACGCCGACGCCCAGCCAGAGGGCCGGGCCCUGCGGCUGCACAGCUUCGCCGGCGUCUUCUGCAUCCUGGCGGCGGGGCUGCUGCUGGCCCUGCUGGUGGCCGCUCUGGAGACCUGGUGGAACAGCCACCCGUGCCGCCGAGCCCAGCCCAAAGAGGACAAGGAGAUGAACCUGGAGCAGGUCCACCAGCGUCUGAACAGCCUGCUGGACGACGACAUGGCCCACAAGCAGCUGCCAGGCCAGUCCAUCGAGAUCUCUGCCCUGGACAUUGGCAGCAUGCAGCCCAGCCACUCCCUGGAGGCCUUGUCCGUGCGGGACUACCCGCCUCACCGCGGCGGCCCGCCCCUGUCUGUCACCACCUUCCUGCAGGAGGGCCUGGGGGCCGGGAGGUCACUGGGCGGCCUGGCCGGCAGGAGCCUGGCCCUGCCCCUGAGCAGCGCCACCAUGCCGUCCAUCCGCUGCAAACACAGGGCCCCCAACGGUGGGCUCUUCAGGCAGAGCCCCCUCAAGACGCCCAUGCCAAUGUCCUACCAGUCAGUGCCAAGGGGAUCCAUCCCGGAAGACAUUGAGCCCAGCCAUGGGACGUCUAUCUGA
This is a messenger RNA of Gadus chalcogrammus (walleye pollock), 3042 nucleotides long. RefSeq names its product glutamate receptor, ionotropic, delta 1a (gene grid1a). Lineage: Eukaryota; Metazoa; Chordata; Actinopteri; Gadiformes; Gadidae. The transcript has 17 exons. Gene Ontology annotation, biological process: synaptic transmission, glutamatergic; modulation of chemical synaptic transmission; monoatomic ion transport. Gene Ontology annotation, molecular function: glutamate-gated receptor activity; transmitter-gated monoatomic ion channel activity involved in regulation of postsynaptic membrane potential. Gene Ontology annotation, cellular component: plasma membrane; postsynaptic membrane. The coding region runs from base 1 to 3042 and encodes 1013 amino acids. The record is from RefSeq and is a predicted model, not a curated record.